Messenger RNA from Hylaeus volcanicus, 5921 nucleotides. It is a transcript of the gene fw, whose product is annotated as sushi, von Willebrand factor type A, EGF and pentraxin domain-containing protein 1. The transcript has 22 exons. Lineage: Eukaryota; Metazoa; Arthropoda; Insecta; Hymenoptera; Colletidae. Bases 1171 to 4515 code for a protein of 1114 amino acids. The record is from RefSeq and is a predicted model, not a curated record.
UGCUUAGCUGUUUUACCUUGGAAGCGUUACGGAUAUGCGUACGGUACAAACAAGUACACUGUGCGGCAAAAAUGCUUCGCGUUCGCCGACAGGUAAGCAAUCUUCUCGAUCUCGGAGCGCGACAUUGGUCAACGGAGUCGGAGUUGACCGAUGCAGGUUUCGGUCUACGAGUAACGCCGUUGGCUACCGAGCAGCUUACUCGUAAGAAGAGACGAUACUUUAUCGAUGAUUAUUGGAGUUAUUUAAAAAUCGACCUUCGACCUUAGAGACAAGGCCCCUGGUACCCGCAUACUUUGCUAUAGAGCAGCAUCUCGCCGAAUUUGCGAUAUAUUCUCUCGAUUCGCGUUUGUUGGUAAACGCGAGUUUGUUGCCGGUUGUAAUUCGAAAACGCCAGGAGGAACGUAGUCGAGCGUAGAUUCCCCCAUAGCAGCCGGCUGGAUGCACGGUACACCGUACUUUCAUAAUGUCGAAGGAGUACAGGAGACCCCGAGGCCUGUGGCACUCGACGGACGGCUAGUGAAGGGAACGGAUCGUCAUACUCGGUCGAUACUCGACCAAACGGUCAGCGAAAAUGCCGCGUCCGUGAGUCGCGCUUAACGGUCUUCGAUAACAAACGAGCCAAGUUUUCCGCGAAUCGAUUCAAGUUGCAGUGAUUUUCGACUAGUUUCGGCGACUAGAAGGACUAACGGAGAAGAAAGGAUUUCCAGACCUAAUCCAAAGACUGAAAAUCAUGAAGGAGUGGAAAGGAUGCUGCGAUCGAACAUGAAACACCGCGAAUAAUUUCGCGUAGUGCGCGAAACAAUGAAAGGAGGAUCGUUCGUUAUUUCGAUCGCAUACGGUGACCAAAAACGUGGUUAGUGAACGGUGAGGACUCUUCUCGGCCAUUCCUGAAUCGAGUCUUGGCGCAAAUACGAUCGCCAUACGUUAACACGAGAACCUCUCGGUGCGAAUAUUUCGUAUCGAAUUCGUGGAACGAGUACAUUCGCGUUGCCGAGGUGGGUUUUCGUCGGUGCCGUGCGUCGAACAAAGAAACAUUUCGUGAAAGUUUCCGUUUCCGAUAAAGAGUGUUCUCCGGUGGCGGGUACGUGCUCGUGGAUGAUCGUCGGCAGAAUUAGUGCGUUUUCAAUGUGAUCCCGCCUCUCUUCGAGGGAAGAGAACGACAUAUCGAGAAUGACGCGAGAGAUUCUUCUAUCCCUUCUGGGAAUCCUCGUCGUGGGCGCAGAAGGAUUGAAGUGCGGUCAUCCGGCGGUACCAAUGAACGCCAAGGUAUCGUUGUCCGACGAAUCCUUAGAGACAGGCGCUUUAGCGAGAUACACGUGCGACGCUGGAUACGAGUUAUUCGGCAGCGGCAGCCUGACGUGCAACGCUCGAGGGAAAUGGCAGGGAGAUCUACCAUUCUGCGGUACGAACGUUGCGUUUCGCAAACCAACGAAUCAAUCGACGACCGUGCGAGGCGGUGAUGCCAGCCACGGGAACGAUGGCGACUCGAGCACCGAGCACGACGGGAAAAGGUGCACGGAGACGCAAAGCGAACCCAGCCCCUGGUGGAGGGUCGACCUUCUCAAAUCGUACUCCGUAAAGGUCGUCCGAGUAACGACCAGAGGUUGCUGUGGCCACCAACCCCUGCAGGAUAUCGAGAUACGCGUGGGUAACAGUAGCGUCGAACUGCAACGAAACCCUUUGUGCGCAUGGUUCCCCGGCACGAUAGAGGAGGGAAUCACGAAGACGUUCGUGUGCGCGAGAUCUCUGGUAGGACAGUACGUGUUUCUGCAGCUGGUGGGUGUCGAGGGUAGCUUGAGCCUUUGCGAGGUGGAGGUGUUCGCCGUUGACGAGUUCUCGACGGACAGGUGCGCCUAUUCCGGGACGCCGGCUGACGCCGACUUAGCCGCCUUUAAUUCCACCUGUUACGAGUUCGUAGUGAAGAAGGGUGGUUCGUUUCAAGAAGCCAGAAACUACUGUCGCGCCAGAGGAGGCGACCUCGUCCAUGGCUUCAAGGGCGUGUCAGCGGUGUACAUACUGAACAAUCUCGAGAGGCGAAAGGAUAAGCUGAAGACUCAGCUCGUUUGGAUAGGCGCGCAGAAGGAGCCUCUUAUCACGGCGCGAACGUGGCGAUGGGUCGACGGCGAGAUCGUGCAGAAACCUUCCUGGGGAAAGGAUCAACCGAACAACUAUAACGGCGAACAAAAUUGCGUGGUGCUGGACGGUGGCCGUAGCUGGCUCUGGAACGACGUCGGCUGUAACCUCGACUACUUGCACUGGAUUUGUCAAAGCAGGCCACCUACUUGCGGUAGCCCGGAGAAGUCUGAGAAUACAACGAUAGUAGGCACGAAGAGGACCAUUGGCUCCACGAUAGAUUACGUUUGUCCGGACGGAUACAUGCUGGUCGGUUCCAAGUCCAGAACCUGCGAGCCCAGCGGCUUUUGGAACGGAGCGUCGCCCACGUGCAAAUUCGUCGACUGUGGCCCCCUGCCGGAGCUGGUGAACGGAGCAAUCACGCUGGUCGAUAAAAGAACGACUCACGGAGCGCUCGCGGAUUAUGCUUGCAAAGAAAAUUACACGCUGCUCGGCGACGCCAGACGCAGAUGCGGAGACGGCGGAAUUUGGAGUGGACACAAACCUCAAUGUCUAUUCGACUGGUGUCCGGAACCACCACAGGUAAACGGCGGAGUCGUGGCGAUUACCGGAAGAAGAGCUGGCUCGACCGCCACUUACUCGUGUCAGAACGGCUUCAUUUUAUUCGGAGACAACGUCCUCACGUGCGACGUCGGCGGGGAAUGGUCCGGUAAAGCUCCCCAAUGUAAAUUCGUCGACUGCGGGGCACCGGCUCAAAUCGAAUUUGGCUCUGUGUCUUUAAUUAACGGCACCACCACGGUUAAAAGUCUGGCGGUGUACACGUGCCUGGAGGAUUACUGGCUGGUCGGCGAAGCGAAGCAGGAGUGCACCAAAGAAGGGAAAUGGAGCCACGAUACGCCGUCCUGCGAGUUGAUCACCUGCGAGGAGCCCGAAGUACCGGCAGGAAGUUACGUGGUCGGAUACGAUUUGAACGUGCACAGUGCCAUCGAAUAUCACUGCGAGGCAGGAUAUCUGCUUCAAGGCGAAGCCAGACACACUUGCGGCAAAGACGGUGAAUGGUCAGGGGAAGUGCCCAGCUGCGACUACGUCGACUGCGGGAAGGUUCUGCCCGUUUUGAACGGAGCCGUAGAAUACGCAAACGGAACCACUCAUCUCGGAAGCGAGAUCACCUAUGGUUGCACGAGAAACUAUAGACUGAACGGAGUGUCGAGGAGAUACUGCUUGGACAAUGGUCAAUGGAGCGACGCGACUCCAAAGUGCGAAGAGAUUCGAUGCCCCGAGCCCGUAUACGCGGAUCACGGAAUCCUCUCGGUGACCGGAAACGAUAGAAUGUACGGCAGAACGCUGAUCCGCACCGGAACUCCGGAGAAUUCUAACACAGGCGCCACAUCGUACAAAAUCGGUGCCCUUGCGAAAUAUCGAUGCGAGAGAGGGUACAAGGUGAUCGGUGAACCUCUAUCCACGUGCGAGGACAAUGGAAAAUGGAGCGGAGAGGUUCCACGAUGCGUUUACGUCGAUUGCGGCAAGCCAGAGCACAUCCAACACGGUAGAUACACUCUGGCCUCGAACGCGACUUACUACGGAGCAGCUGCUCUUUACGAAUGCGACGGUAACUUCGAACUGGACGGAUUCGCGAGAAGACUGUGUCUGGAGAACGGCACUUGGAGCAGCGAUACUCCCGUCUGCAAAGAAAUCAGGUGCAAGGAUCCCGAGAAAGAAGGAGUACUGUCCACGCAAGUAUCGACGCACAGCGUCGGCGGAGUGGCUCACUACAGUUGUCCCCGUGGAUUCUACAUGGAAGGGAACGAAACUAGGAUAUGCCUGCAGAACGGAUCCUGGAGCGGAAGCAUGCCCGCCUGUUUCUCCGUCGAAUGCAAACAUCCGGGACCCAUAGAAAAUGGAAGAGUAAUCGUGGUGAACGCGACAACAACCUACGGCGGAACCGCUGAGUAUCAUUGUUUACCGCAGUUCGAGAGAGUCGGCCCGUUUCUAAGAAAGUGUUUGGAUACUGGUUCCUGGAGCGGCGAGGAACCCAAGUGCGAGUAUAUGCCUAACGAAGUGGCCGAAGCUCAAGGUGUGGGUACCAGCGUUGGUAUCGCGGCUGGAGUGAUCAUAUUUAUAUUAAUUAUUCUUGGACUCGUUUACCUAAGACUGAGAAAAGCUACCCCGGUAAAGAAUACGGAAAACGUGCAAGCAGCCGAAAGAAAGGAGGACCAAAACGCAGCUGUGAUGUCAUAUGCCACGCUUAACGAUGGGACACCCAACGCUAUGUACGAAAAUGUUCCAGAAGACGGCCUUUACGACAGUCCGUACAGCAUAAGCGGCAGUACUUACGGGUACGGCAACAACGUGAGAAGACAUUACGGUAGAUCGGGACACUACGAGGCGGAACCAGUUGCGAAUAGAAACGGCAUCACCAUUAACGGGGUGUCUGUACGAUAGUUUGAAAUCGAGUCUCCUAAAAUCAGGUAUUAUUUAUGUACAGGAUAGGACAGUAAGAAGAUACCGAUCAAUGGCGUAACCAGUACAAAAGACAAAAUUACGAUAAAACUUGUAACCAGAAUAACCAGAAAUUAACUGAUAUUACGUUUAUUUUUGAACGCUAGAAAGUCAAGGACAACCGAACCGAGGACUCUUAGUUACGCCACUGAUACCGAUACAUGAAACAUUGUUGUCUUUAUUUAUGUUAUUAUGUUCGGCGCAUCGCCGAUUUAUGUAAAUAAGUAAAGAGGAGAAACGCGACAAUUAAAUGUCCGCGAAGAAUUCGCGUCUGUGUUUUAUACGAUUUUUCAACGACAAACGCGUGUUACAUUGAGGAUGGUUAACGACUCUAAUAUUAUGUACUCCGUUUUGUACGCAUACGAAAUUAUUCGACGAUUCGAUCGAUGUACCAUUAUGUAUAUAGAGUGUUUCCAUAAUUUAGAAGUACUAUUUGUAAAUGUCAAGUGACGCACUUGUACUAUAAAUUCGUACGUUCGUUGGUUGGCAAAUAAAGAAACCAAUGGUCUUGUUUUAUUUUAUAUUAUGCUGCAUUCUUCGUAUGAAAUCCGCUUCCUUUAUCUAAUCGAUGAAUAAUUAUGAUCUCACACCUAUCCUGACGUUGAAGAACUCACGUGAAAAUAUUAGUAGGGUUUAACGAAUAAAAUAACGUCUACGAGAACCAUACAUCCUUCGGCUUUUGAAAGUUAAUAAAAACUGAUAUCUCGCUACAAUUGUAUCUACGGAGUAUAUCUACCUUGAAUGCGAUUACGACACAAGCAACAACUAUAUCGGGCACGCUCACAACCUUAUAAGGAGAUAAUUUCGCUGUCAGUAACUUACUCCAACUACGGUACCUACAGUGACGUGUCAUUUCGAGGGUAAACCGGGUCUGUGUCAUAUAAAUCAACGAAAUUUGUACAAGUAUCGUUAAAUAAGACCUUAACUAUUGCGAAACAUUUAAAUAUAAUUUAUACGUCUGUAGGUAGACGUGCACUUGGAUAAAAUUAAAUAAAAUUUGAAUGCAAUUGUCAUUAGCAACAAAAACUACACGACUAAACCAAAUGUUAAACGUAUGCAGAAUAUGCAACCUUGUACAAAACGAAAUAUCAAAACUAUUCUGUUCAUUUACAAAAUAUAAUUUGUACACGUUUAGCGUAUCUUUUCGCCACAAAUCGAGGUGUUGUUCUUCGUAGCAGUGCGCCCUAAUUUUUUGGGCAUGACUAGAAAAGGCUCGUGCAAUGGAUAGUCCAGAAGUUCUCAAUCUUUCCAUAUACCGGUAUCUUUCGAACAAUUCAGUUUGUAUUGUCAAUCACUGUCCAAAAUGAUACCAGAAUAAGAUGAACACGAGAAUUUACGCCACGUAACAG